This is a messenger RNA of Sporothrix schenckii 1099-18, 1062 nucleotides long. RefSeq lists its product as uncharacterized. Bases 1 to 1062 code for a protein of 353 amino acids. The record is from RefSeq and is a predicted model, not a curated record. Lineage: Eukaryota; Fungi; Ascomycota; Sordariomycetes; Ophiostomatales; Ophiostomataceae. The transcript has a single exon.
AUGGCGUCCCGCAAGACACAGCCACAGCCACUACAGCAUCGGCCGGCCGUCCCCAGUACAGACCACACGCCCGUCCACAGCCCUGUCCACGACCAGAGCCCAGUCGUUGAAGAGCUCUCUACAGACGACGACCACGACGACCACGACUACGACGAUCCACCAGAAGAAGAAAUUGUCGAGGACGAGCACGGCCGCAGUAAGCAGGGCCCCGUUCCGCUGUCGUCGCCAUCACCAUCCUCUUCCUCCCCGUCUGCGGCCCGCACCGGCGAGCCGCGUAUCCAAACACACUUUCACGACCGCGGCAAGCAGCCGGCCUACGUCGCCCCCAUCCCCAAGAUUGGGCGCAUUCCAUCCCUCAGCCCCAUUGCCACACCCAAGGACAUACCCAAAGACACGCCCAAAGACACAGCGUCCCCCGACGCCGUCCCAGGCAUCUCCAGCUAUGGCCGCCCGACGCUGCCGCGCUUCCUGACCGCCCGCCUCGUCGGCAAGCCCAUUGACGAGUACGGCGACGUCUGCGACGGCGACGACGUCCUCGGUCGCGUGGCCGGCGAUUUGCCGAGCAUGGUCGGCCGCACCAUCAGCAACGAGAACGGCGACGUCCUGGGCGACGACGGCCACGAGCUCCUCGGCUACGUCGAGCACGUCACGACCGACGCUGAACGGCGGUCCAUGCAGGAAGCCCGGCGGCGACGCGCAGCCGCGGCUGCCGCCCAGCCGCUCGACGAGUUUACCGGCGGCGGGUCGAGCGCGUUCCGCGUGGAUGCCGACGGCAACAUCCUCGACGGCCAGGGCAACAUUGUGGGGCGGAUGAACAAGAAGGGGGACGGGGAGGACGAGGACGGCAACGACCAGACGAGAACGAAAACACAAGGCGAGCAGAAGGGCGGGUCACCGCCCCGCGUCAACGCCGAGAGCUACCGAAAGGAAGGCGAGAGCCCGUCCGACAUCUUCUUGGACGUCAAGUCCACCACCGAAGGCAUCCAGCUGACCAUUCGCAUUCCCACCGUCUUUCCCAACACCGGCCAGCCGCCCAAGAUGCCCAACAUUAGCUUUACGUGA